UUGGGUUACCAGCAAUACAACCUACACCCACCUACAAACAUGAAAACAAUCUUUGAGUUUAUCAUAAAAUAAGUUUUUGUGUAGUGCAGUGUUAAUUUAUUGCACAAGUCAUAUAGUGUAUUUACAAUGAUUAAGUUUUAUCGUGUUGAAGUUAACAAAACAGAAUGGGAAGUACCAGAAAGAUAUCAAAUGCUUACUCCUGUAGGUUCAGGAUCCUAUGGCCAAGUAUGCUCAGCAAUGGAUACAAAAUAUGGCGUUAGGGUAGCAAUAAAGAAACUACCAAGACCAUUCCAGUCUGCUGUCCACGCUAAAAGAACAUACAGAGAACUGAGGAUGCUUAAGCAUAUGAACCAUGAAAAUGUGAUUGGGUUACUUGAUGUAUUUCACUCUUCAAAAAGCAUCAAUGAUUUUCAGCAUGUAUAUUUAGUUACACAUUUAAUGGGUGCUGACCUAAAUAAUAUUGUCAAAACUCAACAGUUAACAGAUGAACAUGUUCAGUUUCUUGUUUAUCAAAUACUGAGGGGAUUAAAAUAUAUUCAUUCAGCUGGAAUCAUUCAUAGGGAUUUAAAACCAUCAAACAUUGCUGUCAAUGCAGAUUGUGAACUGAAGAUACUUGAUUUUGGUUUGGCACGACCUACAGAGAAUGAGAUGACUGGAUACGUUGCCACUCGUUGGUAUCGAGCACCAGAAAUCAUGCUAAACUGGAUGCAUUACAAUCAGACAGUUGAUAUAUGGUCUGUUGGUUGUAUCAUGGCUGAAUUACUUACAGGCAGGACUCUGUUCCCUGGAAACGAUCAUAUUCAUCAGCUUAAUCUCAUUAUGGAAAUUUUGGGAACCCCCGAUGCUGACUUCAUGAUGAAAAUAUCUAGUGAAUCAGCCCGUACAUACAUACAAUCUUUGCCUGUAAUGAGGAAAAAGAACUUUAAAGAUGUGUUUAGAGGUGCUAAUGCUGCAGCUAUUAAUUUGCUUGAAAGGAUGUUGGAACUUGAUCCUGAAAAAAGAAUAACAGCCGAAGAAGUCUUGGCUCAUCCAUAUCUCGCACAGUAUGCUGACCCAUCAGAUGAACCUGUUUCACCUCCAUUUAAUCAAAGUUUUGAAGAUAUGGAUCUAUCUGUAGAAGAAUGGAAAAAGCUUGUAUAUGAAGAAGUGACGACUUUUACACCUCAGUGCCUACCAAUACCUCAGGAACCAACUGGAGUUUCACAUUCAUAGCGUAUUUGGCUUGUGUAUAUGUAUACGUACAAUAAGAAAUUUUGUAUUGUGUGACAAUGGAAAUUCUUGUUUUAAAAAGUUAAUGUUUUUAAUAUAUUAUUUAUAGAUUUAAAUUUAUAGUCAGUGAAUUAUAGAAAGUUAGAUUUUUUUUUUUUUUAAUUUGUUGUUAUGAAAGUUGGUAUGAAUUAAGAAGCAAUGAACUUUUAUUUUUGUAGUACGAUAAUAUUCAAGAAUUUAGUGCAUUAUUAAUGCAAACUUAAUCUAUUGACUUUGGUUUUGUACAUUCAAUUAUAAAGUGCUAAUCAUAUUGAUUAAUAUUACUUGGUAUUAUAACUGAUUUUAUUUUGAUUGCCAUCUCUUUAAUAUUUAUUAUCUAUAAACUAUAAAUCAACACCUCUGUUGAUUAGAUAACAUUAAUAGGGUGGAUAUUUGAAGAAUGCGUUUAUAGGAAAUAUUCACAAUUUUAUCUUUUGUGCCAUACUUCAUGAUGAAAUUGAGCCAUUUAUUAACUUUAAAACUAUUAUAAAAAAUACUGGUUACAAUUAGCUUCCAGCCAUUUAUUGUUAAUGAUACUUGCACAAAUGUUUUGAAUUGUUAAUAAUCCACAAGUGGAUACAAAAAAUUAAUAAAACUUAAUUUCUCUUUCACCGCACAAAAAUAAAAACCAUCAUCAGACAACAUUGGUAAUGUAAAACCCAAUAAAAAUUAACAUUAUAAUAUAAAUAUGUAUAUAUAUUACAUAACAAAUUAUAAAAUGAGCCAAUACAAGACUAAAAUCAUGAUUAUGUUUAAGAAAUAUAUCAUCAAUAAAUGUAUUUCUAAACCAAUUUUGUUUGUCUGUUUAUAUUUUAACUCUAUUCCUAGCAUUCUAAAGAUAUUUUAAUGUUACCAAAGUUCAUUAGUAUUUUUGAUAAAUAAAAUGAAAUUCAUUAGCUCAUGUUCUUGCUCUUUCUUUGUUAUUUUUUAUUUCUUCUCCUCAAUCUUACCUGUAGAUCAAAUUUAAAAAAAAAAAAAAAGGUUGUGAACUUUAUUUUUUCUUAUUCUCGAAGAAUUGUCUACCAAGACAUGGCCUCCUCAUCACAACGAUCCCUCUACAUACACUUCGCUAUUUGUACAUGAAUUUUUUGUCAUCAUUUGAUCUUGUUUCCCUAAUAUUAAAUUUUCUAACAUUUUUGUAUUAACAUCGCAGACAAACCUUGUAUUUAACUUAAUAAGAAUCUGAUGAUAAUGUUCAGUUCACAGUAUAUUAUUUACAUAGUCAUUAACACUGUUUAAAGUAAGAAAUUUUCAAGAGUAUAAGGGAUGCUAAAAAUGUUUUGCUGCCGAGGUUUUAAACAAUGUAUAAAAUACUGCUGAUUUAGGUAUGAAACACAUUGCUGCAAUUCUAUAAGAAUGACUGAAU
Messenger RNA from Nezara viridula (southern green stink bug), 2614 nucleotides. The record is from the annotation of a GenBank genome assembly. Lineage: Eukaryota; Metazoa; Arthropoda; Insecta; Hemiptera; Pentatomidae.